ACCCCCCUAGACUAUCAGACACCACCGCUUGAAGGACACACUAGAGGACGAAGUUCGUGAGAGUCACCCACGACCGAGCGGUUCAAAUUCAUCAGUGAAAAAUUGUGUUUAUAUCGUAAAAGAAAUAAUCCAGUGGAAUGGAGACGAAAGUAAAAUUAACAGAGGAGAAGGCGUGGAAGGAACUUGAUGAGUACUUCAAUAAUGCUGGAUCCAAGAUCAAUAUCGCCAAUUUAUUCCAGCAAGACUCUGGAAGGUUUGAAAAAUUCAGUCUGACCAUCAAUACUCCAGAGGAUGGAGCCAUCCUCCUGGAUUACUCCAAAAACCGAGUCGACGAUAAAGCCCUGGGGCUCCUGAUGAACUUAGCUCGUGCCAGACAAGUGGAGAAGGCACGUGAUGCAAUGUUCGCCGGUGAAAAAAUCAACUUCACUGAGAAUCGCGCUGUCCUACACACUGCCCUGAGAAACAGACAAAAUACUCCCAUCCUUGUUGAUGGUAAAGACGUCAUGCCAGAUGUCAAUGCUGUCCUUCAGCACAUGAAGGAGUUUACUAACCAGGUGAUCACAAAGGAGUGGAAAGGCUUCACUGGCAAACCCAUCGAGGACGUCAUCAACAUCGGAAUUGGGGGAUCUGAUCUGGGUCCCCUGAUGGUCACCGAAGCCCUGAAACCCUAUCACAUUGGUCCAAGGGUUCACUUCGUCAGCAACAUCGAUGGUACUCACAUUGCGGAGACCCUCAAGAAGUUGAAUCCUGAAACAUCGUUGUUCAUCAUUGCCUCGAAGACGUUCACCACUCAAGAGACCAUCACCAACGCUACAUCGGCCAAGCUUUGGUUGCUUGAGCAUUUAAAGAAUGAAGCUGCAGUUGCCUCGCACUUCGUCGCCCUCUCCACAAACAACCAGAAGGUCAAAGAGUUUGGAAUCGACGAGAAAAAUAUGUUUGGCUUCUGGGAUUGGGUUGGAGGACGCUACUCCCUGUGGUCAGCCAUUGGUCUCUCCAUCUCCUUGUCAAUUGGCUUUGACAAUUUCGAGAAGCUGCUCAGUGGUGCCUUCUUCAUGGACCAACACUUCCGCACUGCCCCGUUAGAAAAGAACGCCCCUGUUAUCCUAGCUAUGCUGGGCGUUUGGUACUCCAACUUUUUCAAGGCCGAAACUCACGCACUCCUGCCUUACGAUCAGUAUCUCCACCGAUUUGCUGCCUACUUCCAGCAGGGGGAUAUGGAGAGCAACGGAAAGUACGUGACACGUUCAGGGGCGACUGUUGAUUACGCCACAGGUCCCAUUGUCUGGGGUGAACCUGGGACCAAUGGGCAGCAUGCAUUUUAUCAGUUGAUUCAUCAGGGGACCAGACUGGUACCAGCUGACUUCAUUGCUCCAGUAUUGUCUCAUAACAAGGUACAAGGAAAUUUGCAUCACAAGAUACUGCUGGCCAACUUCCUCGCUCAAACUGAAGCCCUGAUGAAGGGCAAAAGCUCCGAACAAGCCAAAGAAGAGCUUGAAAAAUCUGGAUUGAGUGCUGAGCAAGUCAAGCUCCUCCAGCCUCAUAAAGUGUUCCAGGGAAAUCGCCCAACCAACAGCAUUCUCGUUAAGAAAGUUUCCCCCUUCACUUUGGGAGCCCUAAUUGCGAUGUACGAGCACAAGAUCUUCACACAGGGAAUACUGUGGGACAUCAAUUCCUUCGAUCAAUGGGGUGUUGAAUUGGGCAAGCAGUUGGCAAAGGCAAUUGAACCAGAGCUAAACAGUCCUGAUAAAAUCACCAGUCACGAUUCCUCGACAAAUGGCUUGAUUAACUUCAUAAAAACCAACAGCAAUUAGAUCCUCAAUUAAUCAUAACUCUCCGUUGUUUCCUCGUCUAUAAAGUACGACGAGAAUAACCACAGGAUGUGAAAUCCUCAAUCGGCCUGAUAAUAUUCGUAACCGAAGUGUUGCACGUUCCACGGAGUAAUCACGAAAAAUCUGACCUUCGAUUCGUGUUUAUCGAACGUAAGAUAGUCUCAUACGCAUGCAAAAUGGCCUGAAUCUUUUCCUCAUACCAGAAGAAUGAAAAUUAAUUAUUUAUAGUUUCUGUUGUACCUAAGUGUUUCUGUUUUUUUUUUUUAUUUUAAAUAAAUAAAUCAAUUGUCAGUAGGAAUGACUUGUCCUCACUUCAAGUACUGUCGAUGAAAUAUUUCUACAGAAACAGAAGAAUUACUCGAAAAUAAUUGUUGAAAUUGUACUUAUUUUAUUCUGAUUGUGAAUUCAUAUCAAUAAUACACAAUAAAUGUACAUUUUAAUACGAUAUUGUACAAUGAAGAGUAAUAAACAGUAGUUUUCAACAGCA
This is a messenger RNA of Diachasmimorpha longicaudata, 2316 nucleotides long. It is a transcript of the gene Pgi, whose product is annotated as glucose-6-phosphate isomerase. Gene Ontology annotation, biological process: glucose 6-phosphate metabolic process; glycolytic process; gluconeogenesis. Gene Ontology annotation, cellular component: cytosol. The record is from RefSeq and is a predicted model, not a curated record. The transcript has 6 exons. The coding region runs from base 138 to 1811 and encodes 557 amino acids. Lineage: Eukaryota; Metazoa; Arthropoda; Insecta; Hymenoptera; Braconidae. Gene Ontology annotation, molecular function: glucose-6-phosphate isomerase activity; monosaccharide binding; carbohydrate derivative binding.